Acanthosepion pharaonis is the source of this 1047-nucleotide messenger RNA. The record is from the annotation of a GenBank genome assembly. NCBI's taxonomy places the organism in Eukaryota, Metazoa, Mollusca, Cephalopoda, Sepiida, Sepiidae.
AUGGCGUCGUAUGUGAACAUGGUCUUACUAUUUUUUAACCUCCUCCUCAUGUUUCUGGUUGCUACGGCCGGCCGAGAUUUUUAUAAAAUUCUUGGUGUUGACAAAUCGGCAACAAUUAAUGAAAUUAAGAAAAUCUAUCGAAAGAAAGCAAAAGAGAUGCACCCGGAUAAGAAUCCAGACAAUCCAAAUGCUGCAGAACUAUUUCAAGACCUUAGUGCAGCCUACAAGGUUCUUUCAGAUCAAGAAAAAAGAAAAAUUUAUGAUCGUCUUGGAGAAGAAGGGUUAGAACAAAGAGAUAUGAGUGGAGAUCCUUUUUCCAACUUUUUUGGAGGCUUUAAUUUUAAAGAACAAACUCCUGAUAUUGCCAGAGGAGGUGAUGUAAUAAUGGAUUUAGAAGUCUCACUAGAAGAACUUUAUUCAGGAAACUUUGUUGAGGUUAUUAGGUACAAACCAGUUGCAAAACCUGCAAAAGGAAAACGAAAGUGCAAUUGUCGAACAGAGAUGAUCACUACUCAGUUAGGACCAGGCCGUUUUCAGAUGACUCAGCAGCAUGUUUGUGAUGAAUGUCCAAAUAUUAAAUUUGUCCCUGAAGAGAAAAUUCUAGAAGUAGAAAUUGAAGCUGGUAUGAGAGAUGGUCAUGAGUACCCCUUUAUUGCAGAAGGUGAACCACAUAUUGAUGGUGAGCCUGGUGAUCUCAAAUUUAGAAUAAAACAAGCAAAACAUCCUAUAUUUGAAAGGCGAGAUGAUGAUCUCUACACAAAUGUAACUAUCAGUUUGACAGAUGCUUUAAUAGGUUUUGAAAUGGAUAUAAUACAUUUGGAUGGUCACAAGGUUCAUGUUAAAAGAGAAAAAAUUACACGUCCAGGAGCACGAAUGAGAAAAAAUAAUGAAGGAAUGCCUAAUUAUGAAAAUAUCCAUAAACGUGGAGCUUUAUACAUAACUUUUGAUGUGGACUUUCCAAAGAAAACAUUGUCUGAUGAAGAAAAAGAGAUGAUAAAGAAGAUAUUGGAACAAGAGUCAAAACAGCAAGUCUAUAAUGAUUUAUAA